GCUGCACCGGCCCAGCGGACGCGGGGAGGAGGCUCCGGGAGCGCCGCCGUGUCCAUGGACUAGCCGAGGCAGCCGAGGGACCCCCGCCGACGCCGACCGCCGCCUCGCCCUCCGCCCAGCUCGGCGAAACUUAGCGAGCAGGCUGCUGCCCCGACGCUGUGCUUUAGAAGAUGCACUAUUACCGAUAUUCUAAUGCAGAAGUCAGCUGUUGGUACAAAUACUUGCUCUUCAGCUACAACAUUGUCUUUUGGCUAGCUGGAGUGGCCUUCCUUGCAGCUGGUCUGUGGGCAUGGAGUGAAAAGGGUGUAUUGUCUGACCUGACAAAGGUGACUGGUCUUCACGGUCUGGACCCAGUGGUGCUUGUCUUGGUGGUGGGAAUAGUGAUGUUUACUUUGGGAUUUGCUGGUUGUGUGGGAGCACUGAGAGAAAACAUCUGCCUGCUGAAGUUCUUCUGUGGAACAAUUGUGUUUAUAUUCCUCUUGGAGCUGGCUGUAGCAGUUAUGGCUUUCCUGUUCCAAGACUGGGUGAGGGACAGGGUAAAAGAAUUCUUUGAGAAUAACAUUAAAUCCUACCGAGAUGACAUUGACCUCCAGAAUAUCAUUGAUUCGCUACAGAGAAUUAACCAUUGCUGUGGUGCCCAAGGUCCAGAAGACUGGGACUUUAACAUAUACUUUGACUGCAAGAGUGAAAGCAAAAGUCGUGAGAAGUGUGGAGUUCCUUUUUCCUGUUGUAUACCUGAUCCUGCUCAAAAAGUUGUGAAUACACAGUGUGGCUAUGAUAUCAGAAAGAAGAGCAAAAGUCAAUGGGAUGAUCAGAUUUUUGUGAAAGGAUGUAUUCAUGCUCUUGAAGCUUGGUUACCCCGAAAUAUCUACAUUGUUGCAGGUGUCUUCAUAGCUAUCUCACUGCUCCAGAUUUUUGGGAUUUUCCUAGCCAGGACAUUGAUUUCUGAUAUUGAAGCUGUAAAGGCAAGUAAUGCCUUCUGAAUAUGAAAGCAGAAGCAUGUUACAAGACAGUAAAUGCUAAGAUUAUUGAUUGGACACCAAGGCAGGAGAAAUGCAUGGACCAUGGAGUACUCCCGUUGUUAAAAGCCUUAUGUGGAUUUUUUUUUUCCCUCCGCUCAUGCUUUUUGUUAGAAGCUGUUACAAAAAAAAAGUCACCAAAGCACGUGCUGUCUACCUUUUUUCUAACAAGACAACUCAGUGCACCACCAUUGAUCUCUGAGGAAGAAAUGGAAUUUUCCAAGACAUCAGCAGAAAAGAUUUUAAAGACUGUAGCAGGGAGACAUGAAACUGCUGUAAACCUUUCCUUGAAGGAUUGCUAUGAAGAUUGUUCUGUCUUCACUCCUGUCAUCUGUCUUAAAAUGUGAUCUUUUCAAAUGUCGCAUGCUGAUUUCUUCAGAACGUUGCAAUCAUGUUAAUCUCUACCGUAGACUUAUCUGGUCAUUUUUGGCAACAUAUCCAGCAACCAUCGUUGGAAAUUGGAAAGAAAAAAAUCAGUCUAGAUCUUUAAUUGAUUUUGUUGUGCAAAAAAACCGCAGGUUUUGCAAACCCCAUGCUGUUUUGAAAAAUGCAAGCCAGUUCCCAGGAUGGGAAACAUCUGACUGUCUUUAAGUCUUACAAAUCUCUGUUUCGGGCAAGAAGGGUGUUAAGCCCUGAUGCUGUUUCCUGUCUGAGAAAAAUGUAAAUAUUCUUUAUUUAUAGAAGAAAAACCUCUUUAAAAUCCUUUCAAUGAUCAGUAAUAUCUUUAAAAAGUGCUGUCUGCAUUACUUCAGAAUGCAGCUUGUUUCAGUAGGUAGCAAGCAUGCUGUGCUAGCUGUUGAUGGCUUUUGUUAUUCCUCUAGUUUCUCUCAACUGCUACAUUGAUCUUCGCAGGUCUUAACAGCCACUACCAGGAUUGAUGAAAGGCUUACAAAUUCAGUGUUAAUACUAACUGAAAUACGUUUUUAAAUAAGGAAGUACAGAUUUAGCAAGAGGUUAGAGUUGUUGAAUUUUUAAGCCUUGUAUAAAGCUAUUGAGCAAUCAGUUCUACCUGGUUCAAGUGUGAAUCGAAAUACAGUGAACCAGAAUGAUUUCUUUAGUCAUUUUCUACACGAAGCUGAACUAGUGCUUCUCAUAUCAGGGUUUUUAUUUUAAUCAAGAGAAAAGUAAUCUCUUCUUCCAGUCCUCCCUUUGUGGGGGGGGUAGUAGAUGGAUCUGUGGUUCGGUAGGAGUUCCAGUCUCUUCUGUAAGACUUUGGUGCUGUAUCCUUUGCUUUAAGGUAAAAGUGUGUGGCUGAAAAGUUCUUGGAAGUAGCUGUAGCUCUCAGUUUUACUGUGGGCUGUAUAGCUAACAUCAUUUACUGCUUCCAGUGACACCAGGUUUUUCAGGGAGAGCGGGUUCAUUUACAGUGCCUAACACAGUGUAAAUUUUAGAAAAGUAUCUAUUUUUAUAAUAAUAUUUUACUAUAUGUAGUGUGCCUGAAGGAUUUAAUACUUGUAUUUCUAAAGUAUAUGGCUUGCUUUGGAAGCCAAACUUUUAAAUAUCUUAUGUCCUUUUUCUUCUAUUAUGCAUGUAUCAACCAACAUUUCACUGGCAAAAGUUGAUCAACAGUAAAAAUCUUUGUGUCUGGUUGAUUGUCCAGACAUCCUUCUAGCUUGUGCUUGUCACUUCAGACAGUGCUGAUGUGUACUUCAGCUUUCAUAGUUCUUUUUCUGGCCGGUGAUUGAGACACAACAGGAAGAGGAAGCUUGUCUCAGGAUAGCUGAUUUCCUUAGAAUAGCGGAGAAUCUGCGGUUAACUCAUCUGAAAACCUGAAAGUAAAAUGGGUAGAAGUACACUGUGACUUUUUUAAACUCUGGUGUACAACAAGAAAACAAUAGUAGUAGAUCACUGAGGGGAGAGCAAGAGGCAUUUCUUCUGUAAAGCCGUGAAUUUGUGGUCUGUAUUACUCCUUUGUUGAAUCUGAACCAUGAGGAGCAUGGUGAGAAAUGUGUGAUUGUACUACAACUUGGCCAGCAAACUUUGCUUUAAAUUCUGGUGCUUGAAACUUUGCAACACCUCAUCAACCAACUUACUUGGUUAAGGUUAUGUGUGAUGGUCUGAUAUAUGUAAAAUUGGAGAAGGAUGCUUCCUAUUUGGAGCAACUUAGUCGUAAAACAUUGCAUUGAAAACACCAGCUAGGGAGUCUAUUUCCCUUUGCCUGUUUUUGACACAGCCAGCUCCUAAUGCUAGGAAGGAGUUGCAGUAGUUUGGUGAAAAUUAUUCUGGUGUCAAAGAUGGCUGUGGACUUCACACACUGAAAUUAGCUGCUGACAAGAGCCAGCAUUACAUGUUAGGAUUCCAGGGUCUGCAAAUUUGCCAAGUUACCCAAAGACAAAUGAAUACUUGUUGUUUUUUUUUUAAAAUACUGUUUAUAUGUGAGCCAGAAUUUAACUGAAGUAUUAUCUUUCCAUGGUUUGUUCUAAACGGCUUUGGCCCUAUGGACACCAGCCUUUGUUAUCAGUGUUUCAGUUAUCUGGAACUCAAUUUGAGAGAAGUUCAACUUAUUUGAGGAUCUUUAAAUUCAUGGAGUGAUUUUCUUCUUUUUUUUGCCACGGUGGAUAAACUUGUCUGUGCUUAUUCAGUGUCAUUUUUAAAAUCCUGGGGCUCUAGGUUGUUUUGCCCCUCUAUGUUCUGAAGUACGCCCAUACAUGACUAGUGUAAUUUCAGACUUGUAAUGGGAAUACUUUCUAUUUAGUUUUAUUUAGCACCUUCUCUGUGGACCUGCAGUGACUUCAUGGGUAAAGAUUUAGGUUAUGGUCUAAAAAAAAGCUUUGUCCGCAAAGCAGCUGGGUGUGAGCCUGCCUCUAAAGCCUCAGAGGAAAACCUCUCUCACAGAGGGGUUUGAUACAUUGUUGAUGUUGAGAUUUCAGCGGUUGCAUUUGGAACGACUUCACAAACACUACAGUGGAACCAGGGUUUUUCAUGAAGAUGUCAAAUGAGGUCAGACUUGAAGAACUGGACUGAGAGAAGCAAACUUGAAUGUGAUCGCUUUUAUUUCUGAGAAACGAGCGCAAUUUAUUUCCGUUACGCAACGUGUGUAUUUGUCAGUCUGCUUGACAGUGCAGCUGCCUCUGUUUCGAUUGCUAUAACUGCAUUUGGACACAGUUUCCCUGUACGUGAAGAGGAGGAUGAGUACAAGCACUGGAAAAAAAAGUGCAGUGACCAAAGGAGUUUGGGUUGCCUUGUGAAAACCUGAAUGUUUCUUCCCGAGAGGUCUUUAGCUUUGGUGACCUCGUGCAGUGCCAUGUGGACAGACUUGUGCUCCCAGUCCAUGGAGCCUGAUGUGGCCAUUGAUGUAUGUGUAGAAUUGCCUUGGAUUUUCUCUCCCCAUCCCCUCCUUCCCUUUUUCUUCCCCUUACUGCUAGUGUAUUGUCAUGUAGCUUGGACAUUGUUCAACCACUGGAAGGGCAGCUCCUGUCUCAUCUUCUGAGGUGGCUUUUCUGAGUGACUUUCAAUAUAUUUUUUCUCAAGCCUUAAAUUUGAUUAAAUAAAAUUGAAUAUUUUCUA
Messenger RNA from Hirundo rustica (Barn swallow), 4526 nucleotides. RefSeq names its product tetraspanin 14 (gene TSPAN14). The record is from RefSeq and is a predicted model, not a curated record. The transcript has 9 exons. NCBI's taxonomy places the organism in Eukaryota, Metazoa, Chordata, Aves, Passeriformes, Hirundinidae. Gene Ontology annotation, biological process: regulation of vascular endothelial growth factor signaling pathway; protein localization to plasma membrane; protein maturation. The coding region runs from base 171 to 983 and encodes 270 amino acids. Gene Ontology annotation, cellular component: membrane.